CCUGCCCGCUGCCGGCGCCUUCGUGUCAUUUUCCUGCCGGCCCCAUGGAGGAAGUGGGAAAGUUGGCGCGGCCCCGCCGGACGCUGAAGACCCGGUGGCGGCGUGACAGAGGGACGCGGAGAGGAUGAGCUCCUUCCUCGAGUACCCCGUCCUCGGCGGCGAGGCGGGGGGUUGCGCCGCCCGCGCCUACCACCCCGACCACGGGAUUACAACUUUCCAGCCCUGCGCCGUCAGCGCCGGCAGCUGCAGCGGAGAGGACCGCUUCCUGGCGGGCCGCGGGGUGCCCAUCAGCCCCCACCGCCACCACCACCACACCCCGGCCCAGCCCGCCGCCUACCAGCACCACGGCGGGCUGGGGGUGUCCUACGCGCACCCCGGCUGCGGCGCGACCUACAGCGCGCAGGGCUUCGGGCCGGCGUACGGCCCCUACCCCCUGGGGCAGGACGCGGAGCUGGGCGGCGGCUUCCCUCCCUGUGCCCCCGCCGUGUACUCGGGGAGCAUCUCCUCCUCCGCCGCUGCUCAGCACCCACUCCCGCACCAGAGCUACGCGGGGGCCUCCGCUCAGUACGUGCCUCCCCCUUACGGGCAGGAGCAGCAGAGCCUGCCCUUGGGCACCUACAACCAUGCCCUGUCUCCCCUUCACGCUGGCCACCGGGAAAACUCCCGCUCCCCCUCCACCGAGACCUCACCGCCGGCGCAAACCUUCGACUGGAUGAAAGUGAAAAGAAACCCACCCAAAACAGGCAAGGCCGGCGAGUACGGCUUCGUGGGGCAGCCCAACACCGUCAGAACUAACUUCACCACCAAGCAGCUCACCGAGCUGGAGAAGGAGUUUCAUUUCAACAAAUACCUGACCAGGGCCAGGCGGGUGGAGAUCGCCGCUUCCCUCCAGCUCAACGAGACGCAGGUGAAGAUCUGGUUCCAGAACCGGCGGAUGAAGCAAAAGAAACGGGAGAAAGAGGGGCUGCUGCCCAUCUCCCCCUCCACCCCCACGGGCUGCGAGGAGAAGGCAGAGGACUCGUCGGAGAAGUCGUGCUCCUCGCCCUGCAGCGCCUCGCCCGCCUCCUCCGCCUCGGACACUCUCGCUGCCUCCAACUGAGACCGGCCGCACGGCGCGACGCCCCCGCCAACUCGGCACGCGUCCGUCCAGCUCCCUUAUGUGGGUCCCUCGGUCGCUCGGUGUCCCCGAGAGGUCCCGGCGAGCUGCCGCUCCCUGCCCCGCUACCUCCGCCGCCCCCGCCGCCGCCCCGCUGGCCCACGGGCUCUCCGACGUGGAUGUGGGGCCCCACGGGUACGUGAACGCCUUGGCGGUCACCGCCCAGGGCUGAGCCCCGCUGGCCGCCCCCGGAGGGGCUCCCGCAGCCUCCGGGCCCGCUCCCCGCAGAGCGUCUGUCUCUGCGUUCCGCUCAGGUUCCCUCCGCCGAGGCCGAGCAGGGGAAGGGGACGUGGACAGACUCCCGCUCCCUUCCUCCCUUCCUCGUGGACAAAUCCAGCAGCGGAAGCUCCGCACAAACCCGACUACCUGCAGGAGCCCACGGAUGACGCUUGUCCCCAGAAAAGGCACCUGUCCUUCGUGACAAGGCUUCUCCUAGUGCUCCUGCCUCUCCACUGUCUGGAGGGUCCCACCCUUCCUUCCCCUCCCUCCCAGGACAUUGUGUUGCUUCGUAACCACAAAGGUCCAGCUUUUCCUUUUCGUCCUAAACAGGGACCAGCGCAUUUUGUCCCCUCCUUUAAGAACUCCUGCUGACCACAAUAAUGAGAUGCAAGAGGGGCCCGACCAGCAGAUGUUGCCUCCAGGCGUGGGAAGGACAGAAGGGAGCACGCUUUGGUUUCCCUGGGUGUUGCAGAGCUGCUGCCUGUGUUUCCCAGGCCUCCGUGUCCCAGCUAAGGAACCUCUGGAAGCACGCUGGCCACUCGGUCACUUCAAGCCCACGAGCCACCUUCUCCUAGCCAAAAUGUCUACCUCUGUGCUUCAACCUUUUGCAUCUUACAUUGACUUCACGUGCUAAAGAAACCAAUCCAGCAUGGACAUAAGCCGGGGCUUAGGCCCCGUUUCAUAACCACCAAGACAUUUAUUUCUGGUGAGAACAGGGUUUUCAGCAGCCUGAUGCUGGCAUCCCCAGGUGCUGGGGCUCCCAUUUCUCUGUGAAUAUGCAUGUUUACGGGAUCAGCCUUGGUUUUCUUUUACACGGAGCGUAGGGUCUUCCUUUACACAGCCAGAAAGGCUGGAAAAUUUCCUCUGGCCCCCUUCCAUGCCUGCUUGAGAGAGCAGAGAUGGGGCUAAGCCUGCAAAGUGCCCCCUCUCCAAGAGCAGAGCAGAGCAGAGGACGCUGGCACAGCCUGGGGUGGGCUCCAUGCGCAGUGAACCUCACUUUUCAGCACAGAAAGCAGGAGCCCUCGAGGCAGAGGGGCUCUCGAGCUUUGGUGAAAGCCCACGUAUCAAUCAGCAUCCCGUCCUCUGUGUGCAUGUGGUUUAGGGUAAGGUGGGGAAAAAUUGUUAGCAACCUCUCAGAGGAGCAGAGUUUUCUUUGGUUUUAAGCUCCAUCAGUGCUGGGUGGGGUUAAAGCCCAGCUGUUCUUCCUGGCUGCUGCUGCUCCUGUAACCAGCCCCACGGAAGCAGGAGCACACAGGCCACAGGACUUUGCCCCUCCCAGGCUUAUGUUUUGUUAUCUGGGCAAGGCUGCAAUAAUUGUGAAAAACAACAGUUUCCUGUCACAAUUUUUUUUGUUUUGUUUUUUUUUCCAAGCUGUCCUGAUGGGAAGGGGAAAUAAAGCACAGCCAACUGGUACCCACAGCAGGACUGCAGGUGCAGCCCAGACUUCUUCCGCACACACAUUCAUCCUUUCCUUCAGGGCUUGGGCUUCAGAGCCUCUGUCCCACCUUCCUUUUCACAGAGUGGGAUCAGCUGCCUGCUCCGGUGGACUGCUACAACAAAAUGUUUACAGUCUGGUAACUUCCAGCUCCCAGAGGCAGAAGUGGGGCUGCCAUGGGGCUCUUCUCCCCCAGCCAGAUGGGUUUGGAGGGGCUGGAAAAGCCCCAAGAAAAGAUGGGUCAAUAGUGAUGGGCGACUCGCUGCUCUCCUCAUGCCAAAUGGAGAGUUGGCAAAAGCAAGGCUUAACUUUCCCACCAGUGCUUUAUUUUUAACCUGAGCCCUUACACGGGCAGUUGUGUGAAUUUUGGCCAGUGGCCUUUCUCUUCAGUAACUUCUUCUUGUCUGGACAAUCUUGGUGCUGUGAGUGACUGUGAUUGUAAAACUUGGUACUGUGAACUUUUCCUAUGUGAUGUGAAAUGUGUCGAGGGGAUGCUAAGUUCCUGGCCAAAGGAGGUGUAAUUACAGGUAUAUUAUGCUUGUACAGAUAUUUGUUUCCUUGCACCUUCCUUUUUCAGCAUUAACUAGGUAGUAGAAGCUCAGAAAUAAUUCUUCAAGAGAGAAUAAGGUGAUACCUGAACCUAGGACUACUCCAUUCUUCAGUCAAACAGCUGAAAUUAAAAAAAAAAUAAAUUCCCAACCAACCAACUUUGCCAAAAACAAGCUGAAGGGAAAAAAAAAAAAAAGCUUUUCAUCACCAAGUAUGUUUGGCUGCUCCUAUGGCCAAGUUCCCAAUGGCACCAAAGUGCUAAUCCCUAAUACACUGAAGCGUGAGCAUAGUUGAGACAUCAAAAGAAUCACAGCACAAUUAUUAACAAGUCUUACUUCAGUACCCCUUCAUAGCCCGUAACCAAGUUGCUGUUUCAACAGUGAGUGCCUUUUUCCAGUUAGGAUGUUAUUGAGAAAAAUGGCAUUUUUGAAAUGGAUCUGGCCAUGGCAUAUUUAACCCAUUGGCGGUGAACUCACAGUUCAGAUUUCUCCGUGGAUGAAAAGUUUGCCUGGGACACAUGACCCUGCAAAAUGACACUUGUGUUGCAUAGAAUUCCUUUGUAGAAAAAGUUGUUCUUGGUGGUGCCAUGGUUUCUAGGUUGUUAGGAAAUGUGCUGUUUGGAGAGUGUAAAGCUCUUGUAGUUGGCUACACAGAAACCCCCUUGCAACUAAAAGGGCAGCUCUGCUGCUCCUGCAAUUACUUACUAUGAAAAAAAAUGUAAAGAUCUUCAAGGUCUUGUUUAUAAACCUGCUCCUCUCUUUUUGAAUUCCCUCCUCUUUGGUAAUUGAGCUCUUGCUUCCACUUAAAACCUUUCUGUUUGCAGAAGAGAGAUGGUGGUACCGUGAAAAUGCAAACAAAACCUCUCCUGCUGCACCUUGCACAACUCCCGUACAUUGUGCCAACAUUAAAUUACUGGUCCAGGUCAGUAACACUUUGCUGGAAGAAUUUGUGCCAUACUAAGACACAGGUCCCUUGGGAUUCUGUUACACAACUCAGUUAUUUAGCAUUUUAUUGCUCUUUGUUUGCUAUCCUGACAAAAGAGAUGACAACUCCCAGGAGGGGAAAAAGGAUGUGAGAGAUAAGGCCUGUGGCUGAUGGACACUUGGCAUCCCCCUGGCAUUAAUCAGAACUUGUAUUUUUUAAAAAGCAAGAUUGUUAAAAUAAAAUUAGAAACUUGUGACUGA
Molecule: messenger RNA, 4543 nt
Organism: Parus major (Great Tit)
Lineage: Eukaryota; Metazoa; Chordata; Aves; Passeriformes; Paridae
Gene: HOXA1
Product: homeobox A1
Exons: 2
Coding region: 125-1099 (324 amino acids)
Biological process (GO): regulation of transcription by RNA polymerase II
Cellular component (GO): nucleus
Molecular function (GO): DNA-binding transcription factor activity, RNA polymerase II-specific; RNA polymerase II cis-regulatory region sequence-specific DNA binding
Source: RefSeq, a predicted model, not a curated record